Messenger RNA from Paramecium octaurelia, 567 nucleotides. The record is from the annotation of a GenBank genome assembly. Lineage: Eukaryota; Ciliophora; Oligohymenophorea; Peniculida; Parameciidae.
AUGAAAAUAUUGUUUCUUUUCACAUUAUUAGAUAUAUUUGGCUUAAUAUCAUCACCAGCUUGGGAUGCUAAUGCAAAAUUUAGCUAAAAUGAUUUAUACAUUUUAAGAGAAAAAUCAAUAUUAAGAGGGCAUUACAAAGAUGUAGCAUCAGAAUCUAAUGGAGCCCUCUUAUCAUCGGCUAGAAGAAAUAGUUUUUACAGACCUAAUAUAGAUAAUAGUCCCCUUAGAAAUUCACUUUAUUUUUCUGACAUCGAUGCAACAGCGCAUACUUUUAUUGGGUUACAUGAAUCAAUAAUUAUCGAAUUUUUAUAAGUCUAUGAAAUUAAUACCAUUAGAUUUUGGAUGUUGGAUCAUGACAUAAGAAGAGUAGCAAAUAUGCAAAUUUUUGUAAUUGGAGUGAACAGAACGACCGAAUCUCUGAUAUAUGAAGGUGAUGUUUAACCAGCUGUACACAGUCUAAAAUUUCCUGAUUAAUUAGUUUCAAAAGUAAAAUUUUACAAUAAAGAUGGUAAUGUCAUAGAUAUUUACAUGUCAAUAAUAAAAAUUUAAGCCUAUUAUUCAUUUUGA